UGCUUACUUUUACUCCUAAGCAUCUUCAUUUCUGCAAAAUUUAAUCCCAAUCAAAUGUUAGUGGAUGUAAUGCCUGAACCGCAAAGCACAAAGCGGAAGGAUAGUUCUGCCUGAUGUGGUAGGAGUAAUGUAUAUGACAACAAGCAGGUCGUGGAAAUGAGAGCCAGGGAAUCAAGAAGUCAUCAGUACUCUGUCUGUCUCACUUGUUCACUCCUUAAAAAAAAUUGGAAAAAUACGUACAAUAUGAGUGCAUUUGAUAUCAGAUUACUUUUGAUACAUAAGUACAGCAAACCUCAGAUAAUCUAAGAUGUUUACACAAAUAAUGUUCUAAAAAGUGACUUUGACUUGUACUACCAAAGUUAUUUUUGGUGACGAUACGCCGAUUUGUACUUUUAUUAAAAUAGUGUUAGAUAUUCCUGUAAUUUUUUUUUUUUUUACCACAUGCCAUACAGUUGUAGUAUACUUUAAAGUGCCACAGUACAUACAGUAAUUAACUACAGUUCCACUCCAAACUGGGAUAUUGGUUGAUGUCACAAAGAGCUCCCAUCAUGCAUUGCGCCAUGAAAUUAAGACAUUAAUGCUCAUUGCUCAUGAACAGUUAGAAUGAACAUCCAUCCAUUUUCUUAGCCGCUUAUCCUCACAAGUGUCGCAGGGAAUGCAGGAGCCUAUUCCAGCUGUCAACGGGCAGGAGGCAGGAGACACCCUGAACUGGUUGCCAGCCAAUCGCAGGGCACAUUGAAAUGAACAUCCGCAGUCACACCUAGGAGCAAUUUUGAAGUGUCCAAUUAAUGUUGCAUGUUUUUGGAAUGUGGGAGCAAACUGGAGUGCCCGGAGAAAACCCACGCAGGCAUGGGGAGAACAUGCAAACUCCACACAGGUAGGCCCGGGAUCGAACCCGGGAGCUCACAACUGUGAGGCCAACGCUUUCCACCUGAUCCACCAUGCCGUCAGGAUGAACAUAACAUGAGUUGUGUUCAUUUGUCUUACUUGUAGUUUAUUGAAUGUGGGUCUGAUUUAAUGCUCACAUCAGAUUUAUGUUAUUUUUGUUUUCAUGAAACAGUCAAUGCAAAAAAGCUUUGAUCUACUUGAUAAAAGUUCCUGUCAGACGUUUGCAAUCCAAAGAACAAUAAAAAUGGGGGGAAGAAGAGAAGGGUGGCACAGUGAAUCAGUGGUGAGCACAUCUGCCUCACAGUUCUGAGGACUGGGGUUCAAAUCUGGUGCCACCUGUGUGAAGUUUGUGUGUUUUCCCAAUGUCAGUGUGGGUUUUCUCUAGGUACUUCAGUUCCCUCCCACAUUCCAAAAACAUGCGUGGCAGGUUGAUUGGAAAAAAAAUGUGGGUGGAAGUGUGAUUGUGAGUGCAAAUGUUUGUUUGUGUGUGCCCUACAAUUGGCUGGCGACCAUUUCAGGGUGUACCCCGCCUCUUGGCCAGAGUCAGUCCGGGUAGGCUCUGGGAUAGAAUCUAUUUCAUCAGUCAUUUUCAAAUUGCACGUUUAAAUUAAAGCCGGGAUGAUUUUUAAGCAAAUAAUGAUUAAAAGUUGUGAAAACAGACACGCAAGUUUCAGGCAAAGACGAAUGCACAUUGAACUAUCCCUAAUCAUUCUUUGGAAUGCAAAAUGUCCACGCAAUCUGCCAAGAUUGUCCCCACGCAGCAGCAAAAAAGCGCACUCCACCCUUGUCCGCGCUUUGCGCGAGGUGCAGCUGGAGUCUCUGGUUACACCCUCUCCACCCUCCGAAUGUCACGCCGCACGAUGGAGCAGCCAGCAGUGGCGAUCUGACAAUUUCUUUGGAGCACAUUCUCCCAUCCUUCGGUUUGGUGCUUUCAUUCCGAAGAAAGAACUUGACGAGAGCGAGUCUUCAGGAUGUCCAUUAGGAGACUUCGAGGGGAUCCCGACGCACUCAGGGGUGUCCACACGGUGACAGAAGAGCUGAGGAAUCUUUACUACAAACGGCUGCUGCCGAUCGAGAAGUACUACUCCUUCCAUCACUUCCAUUCUCCGAGCUACGAAGAUGCAGACUUCGACAACAAGCCGAUAGUGCUGGUAAUGGGUCAGUACUCGACAGGAAAGACGACUUUUAUCAGAUAUCUCAUCGGACAAGACUUUCUGGGGAGCCGAGUGGGACCAGAGCCAACCACAGACUGCUUCACGGCCCUCAUGUAUGGAAAGGUGGAAGGAAUCAUACCAGGGAACGCCCUCACCAUGGACCCCAAAAAACCAUUUCGCCACCUUGACCCUUUUGGAAAUACUUUCCUGAACAGAUUUCAGUGUGUGCAGAUGCCCAAUCCGGUGCUUGAGAGUAUCACAAUCAUUGACACGCCGGGCAUCUUAACUGCAGCUAGGAAAAAACUGAGCAGAGGUUACGACUUCCCGGCGGUGCUGCGCUGGUUUGCCGAGCGCGUGGAUCGGAUCAUCCUGCUGUUCGACGCGCACAAGCUGGAGUUCUCGGACGAGCUCACGCGGGCCUUUGGCGCUCUGUUCGGCUACGAGGACAAGUUGCGUGUGCUUCUGAACAAGGCAGACAGGGUGGACUCCCAGCAGCUCAUGAGAGUGUAUGGCGCUCUCAUGUGGUCACUGGGGAAAGUGUUCAGAACCCCUGAAAUUCUGCGAGUUUACAUCGGAUCUUUUUGGUCGGAGCCGAGGCAGGCCUGCGACCACUACGGCUUGAUAGACUCGGAGGAGGACGAUCUGUUGGCCGACAUAAGGAACCUCCCGCGCAACGCCGCGCUGAGAAAACUGAACGACUUGGUGAAGAGAGCCCGACUCGUGAGGGCUCACGCACACGUGAUUGGCUAUCUAAAGCAGGAGAUGCCGAGCAUUUUUUGCAAAGAGCGCAAGAAGCACAAUCUAAUCUACCAGCUUCCAGUCAUUUUCGCCAAGAUCCAGCAGCAACACAGAGUCCCGGCAGGAGAUUUCCCCGACUGCACCAAGAUGCAGGAGCAACUUCUGAGUCAAAACUUCUCCAAGUUGAAGAAACUGAAAUCGAGUCUGAUGGCUUCCCUUGACAAACUCCUGAACACCGACAUAGCUAAGCUGGUGCCGCUGCUUCAGCAACAAGAACUUGUACGUAAAUCCUUCCCCGGGGUGCUGGAUGAUGAGUUCCUCGGAACUUUCCGGCGUGAGCAUUACAAGAGACAUCCCUUCAAGGAGCUCAAGGAUGGCGAGGACAGCGAACAAGGUUCCACUGAGUGGAUCGUGGAGAGACACAAGCCCAAGUACGAUGAGAUCUUUUACAACCUCAGCCCACAGGAGGGCAAACUUAGCGGCACCAAAGUCAAACAAUGGAUGACGACGACGCUUCUGCCGAAUUCUGUGCUCGCCCAUAUCUGGAGGCUGUCCGACAUCGAUGCCGACGGUAUGCUGGACAAUGAGGAGUUCGCGUUGGCCGUUCAUCUAAUUGAAGGGAAACUGGAGGGCCAUUGGCUCCCGCGCGAGCUGCCCUCUCACCUGCUGCCGCCUUCAAAACGACUUAGUAUGACCGAUGAAGGGAUUUAAAUCAGACGUGCAGCGUGGAGCUGCAAAUAUGUACAUUUUUGUAUCGAAUGUAAAAAAAAAACACUAACAUAUUACAAUGAGCAACACAUCCAGCAUCCUCAAUGCAUUUCACGAGGCGUGACAUCGCUGCAAUGGUUUUGUAUGAUUAAAAGAUGACUCUAAAGCCAUUGGAAUAUUCGAUUGCAUUCCGUGCUCAUUAUCAACACCUUUAAAAAGUCAAAUUGGUACUCACGCAGAUGGCAGUGUCGACCGUACAAUCCCGGGGAACACAGGCAAGCGCCAUACAGACGAUGGCAAUGUCCAUUGUUGGGACAGUUGCACUUUCUCAGGCAGUGACUUCCAAAAUAGCCCCUUGGACAACCUGCGAACAUGAACGAAAAACACCGGGAUAAUCAAACAGCAACUAAAGGAAAACUUGUGUGAGUUUACAUACCAGUCUCGCAGAGUAGACCUUGAACCCCCGGGGGGCACAAACACCUCCCAGUCACAGGGUCACAUGUGCCUCCAUUCUUACACUGGCACAGACUGUUACAAGUCGGCCCAUAAGUGCCCUGAGGACAAGCUGGAGAAUAAUGGGGGUCGUGAGAAAAGAAUAUUGAGAACAGAGAACCUCCUGGGUGGAAAAAUAAGCAAAGGAGUUAAACCAUCAACAAUUAAACUGCAUAUUUUAGGUAAAUUAGCUGUGCCUUUUAUAGGUUUAUGUACCUAGUCCAUACACGUAGCAUUCUUUUCAAUGUUUUGGUUGAGCAUUAGGACUGUAUAAAAAAAAAAUCAACGCACUCAGGUAAGUCG
This is a messenger RNA of Syngnathoides biaculeatus (alligator pipefish), 4283 nucleotides long. Its product is annotated as EH domain-containing protein 2-like. NCBI's taxonomy places the organism in Eukaryota, Metazoa, Chordata, Actinopteri, Syngnathiformes, Syngnathidae. Gene Ontology annotation, molecular function: GTP binding; protein binding; calcium ion binding. The coding region runs from base 1860 to 3491 and encodes 543 amino acids. The transcript has 6 exons. Gene Ontology annotation, biological process: endosomal transport; endocytosis. The record is from RefSeq and is a predicted model, not a curated record. Gene Ontology annotation, cellular component: plasma membrane; cytoplasm.